UUUUUAUUAUUUUUAAAUUUAAUACAAAGAAUGUCUUCAUCUUUAUUAGCAACAAGAAGUAAACAACGACAAGAAAUUGAAGAAAUUUCUCAAAAUCCAAAUUUAAUAAAGGAUUUAAAAAUUUUGCUCUCCAAAUGCCCGAAGGAUUAACAAUGUUUGCCUGUUUAAUUGCAGAUAUUUUAGAAAAAUAUACUCAAAAUGUUGAAUUUAUAAUUUUGGGGGAUGUUACUUAUGGAGCUUGUUGUGUAGAUGAUUAUACGGCUAGGGCUUUGGGCUGUGAUUUGCUUGUACAUUAUGCACAUAGUUGUUUGGUCCCAAUUCAACACACAAUUGGAAUUCAUUUACUUUAUGUUUUUGUCAAUAUAGAUAUACAAAUAACACAUUUUUAUGAUACAAUAAAACAAAAUUUUAAUUCAAACAAAAAUUCUUUAAAAAUUGCUUUAGUUAGCACAAUACAAUUUAUUGCUUCUUUACAAGAUGGCUUUCAAAUAAUUAUACCUCAAGCUAAUCCUCUUAGUCCUGGAGAACUUUUGGGGUGUACAUCGCCUAAAUUGCCUGAUGAUGUUUCUGCUAUAAUUUAUCUGGGUGAUGGCCGUUUCCAUUUAGAAUCAAUAAUGAUUCACAAUCCCAAAAUCCCAGCAUAUCAAUAUAAUCCUUAUUCACAUGAAUUUACUAUUGAAAAAUAUGGUUUUGAAAUGUUACUUUCAAAUAGACAAAAAGCUAUUGAAAUUGCUAGAAAAUCAAAAAGAAUUGGUUUAAUUCUUGGAACUUUGGGGAGACAGGGAAAUAUAAAAAUAUUUGAGUAUAUUGAACAACAAUUAAUAAAUAGUGGAAAACAACCAAUAAAAAUACUUUUAUCUGAAAUAUUUGGAUCUAUAUUAGAUAAAUUUAAUUCAAUAGAUUGUUGGGUCCAAAUAGCCUGUCCAAGACUUUCAAUAGAUUGGGGGCACACAUUUAAAUUACCUUUAUUAACUCCUUUUGAAAUGUCUACAGCAAUUUUAUCAAAUAAUAAUUUAAUUAAAUUAAAUGAUUAUCCAAUGGAUUAUUAUGCAAAUGAAAGUAGAGGGCCGUGGACAAAUAAUCAUGAAAAUUAUAGACAAAAUAGGAAAAAGAAAAUUGAACAUAUUUCUCUUAUUAAAUGUUAA
This is a messenger RNA of Meloidogyne enterolobii, 1145 nucleotides long. Lineage: Eukaryota; Metazoa; Nematoda; Chromadorea; Rhabditida; Meloidogynidae. The record is from the annotation of a GenBank genome assembly.